Messenger RNA from Ochlerotatus camptorhynchus, 2481 nucleotides. RefSeq names its product Pox meso (gene Poxm). Gene Ontology annotation, molecular function: RNA polymerase II cis-regulatory region sequence-specific DNA binding; DNA-binding transcription factor activity, RNA polymerase II-specific. Bases 1103 to 2011 code for a protein of 302 amino acids. The record is from RefSeq and is a predicted model, not a curated record. NCBI's taxonomy places the organism in Eukaryota, Metazoa, Arthropoda, Insecta, Diptera, Culicidae. The transcript has 3 exons. Gene Ontology annotation, biological process: regulation of transcription by RNA polymerase II; anatomical structure development.
GCCCAAACGCGAAAAUUUCUUGCUGGUGUCGCCGUCGUCGUAGUCGUCGUCGUUUGUCGUAGUAGCCGUCGUUUUCGCACGCACUGUGCUUCAAUGUUUUGCGCGCAAACCGUGGCUUUUUUCGCGGUGGUGAAUUUUAGGUGAAAAUUGCACUCCCGAUCGAUUAUUGCCGACGAGCCCCUCGGUGUGUUUGUUGAUUUAGGUCCACGCAAGGGUCACUCUCACCCGGAUCCGCCACUGUCAUAGCUGUCAUCGCGCUACUGACACGGUUGACAGCAGCUCGCCCCCACCAACGUCACUUUGACCAGGGGGUUGACCCUGUUGCCAAACAGCGGAAGUGCGUUCGUGCGUGUACAUGUGUGUGGGAGUGUGGGAGGAUCAUCACAAGGCAAAGGCAAUCCUUUUCCAGCAUCCCCGCCAGGACGUUGUCGACAGUCCUUUCCGGUUCGUGGUUCAGUGAUUAAACGGGCGUGAAAGUGUUCAUCCAUGGAUUGCACACAGUAAUAAACAGUCGAUUUGCGGGAUUAACGCCGUAGCGGUUUGAAAAAAUGAAACUUUGUUGUGGAAAAUGAUCGUGUAAAGAGCAAGAAACUUUGCCUCCCGGGUCAAGUGGAUCAAAGCAAGCGAAAUACCUCAAGUAGAAAAAAAAUCGAAAUCACAGUAGCAAUCGUGAAGUUUUAGAUCAAAACAAAAAUCUAUGUAGGAAAAGUGCCUUACCGGACCGAAAGCAGGAAUAUAGAUGAUUUUAGAAGCAAAACAUCUCAAAUCAACCAAUAGUACAAAACUAUAUCGAAACACUAUUUUAAACACCAGAAACGUAAACAAAACAAAGUAGGCGGAAAACCGUGAAGAUCGAGUGGAUACCUUUAAUAUCAAAGUAGGCAUUUUAUUUGUCCAGUUACACCCUUGAACAUCAACAAAGUUGGAGCCGACCGCCGGGUUCAGCAGCACGGAUUUGUUGCAUAAAUUUAGCAACAAAUCGUUGGCCUUUGUGGGUCAGCUACCUCAGCUGUACCAAUAUCCACUGCCACCGCCAACGUCGCUGACUCAAUCGGAGGAGGAUACACGGAAGGCAGCAGCAGUCACCGUCGCCGCCAUCAAGAUGGAACCAGUGGGACAAGAAUCAGAACUAGGCUAUCUUCAAGAAAACCAAGCCCAACAGUACGGCGAAGUGAACCAGCUGGGUGGAGUGUUCGUCAACGGGCGACCCCUCCCAAACAGCACCCGGAUGCGGAUCGUCGAACUGGCCCGGUUAGGCAUCCGGCCGUGUGACAUCUCCCGGCAGCUCCGGGUCAGCCACGGGUGCGUCUCCAAGAUACUAGCACGCUAUCACGAAACCGGCUCGAUACUACCCGGAGCGAUCGGCGGCUCGAAACCCCGGGUGACGACCCCCAAGGUGGUGACCUACAUCCGCGAGCUGAAGCAGAAAGACCCGGGAAUCUUCGCGUGGGAAAUCCGAGACCGGUUGCUAUCGGACGGCGUAUGCGACAAGAACAACGUGCCCAGCGUCAGUUCCAUCUCCAGGAUCCUACGGAAUAAACUCGGCAACAUCACCCACCACCACACCGGAAGUCACACCCCGCACACGCCUCACCUCUACAAUUCCAUCUACCCCUCGUACCCGUACACGACCAACUCGCUCAAAUCGGAAAUGUCCUGCGGGGGAAGUCCGUCGCCGCCGACGUCCGGCGUGACACCCAUGCGAUCACCUCACCACCACCACUGUUGGCCCUCGUCGCACUCCGUCACCGACAUCCUGGCCAAUGUGCACCACCAAGCGGCCGUGGCAGCCCUCCGCAAUGGCGGCAACAUGCCGACGUCCCAGUGCCACACGACGCCUCCGCCGCCAUCGCUGGGUUCGGUCGUUCCGAACAUGGCCACCGCCGCCAACAUGCAGCACCAGAUGCAGGACAGUUCCCACCACCAGUCGCCCAACUCGUACAACUACUACAUGUAUCUGCAGAGCGGCGGAAUGCACCACGGUGGGUUGGCCAGCGCAUCCGGAUUAUAGGACACCGCCGACGAACGGCACAGUAGCAGGUCGUCGGCAUCGCUGUUCGCUCAGAGUGUGCUGUUUUAAAAUAGCAAACCGAAUAUGUCUCGUUAGGUCAAAUUUUUGGAAUGGGAGGGCCGGAGGACGGUAAAUGCCGUUCAACUAGUAUAGUGUAGAUAAGUGUUUAACUCUUUUUGUUUAUUUUCGGUUCUUAAGGACGUAACGGGGGAUGUAAUAACUUCCGAAGUGGAACUGUGACAGCUGGUUGAGUAUUGAGGGGAGGGGGGAUUAAGGGAAGAUUUCCUGAGAAAUUUAGUGAGAGAAAAACGUCGAACCAGUGCAAUAUGAACGUAAUAAGGAACCAGUUAAUUUUCUCAGUCUUUUAGGAGGUAUGUUAACAAUUUAGAUACGAACCGUGUAAAUCAAUGAGAACCGUGAACCGUGACUGUUUGGUUGUAAGAUAAUUUAAUCUGUGAAAGUCGACAGGG